Messenger RNA from Durusdinium trenchii, 3146 nucleotides. Lineage: Eukaryota; Dinophyceae; Suessiales; Symbiodiniaceae. The record is from the annotation of a GenBank genome assembly.
GUAUUGAAGUGCACACAUUGCCACCAGAACAUCCUAAAUGGAAGAAGCGAGCUGACUGGAUAUCCAAAGACUUUUGUGGCCCAAAAACCAUGAGGUCAAUGCUGGCAUCAAUGCUCAGCUUUUGUAAUGGCAAUUCAGAUCAAGACAUCAUUUGUCACUGGUGUCUACCAGGUUGCUGCGCAAAUCAUUCGGAAUGUGUUGCCAAGCUUUUGCAGUACGUGAUUGGUUUCUUCUCCUGCGGAUACCCAACACCCUUAUUAUACAGAUUCAAACACUUUGGCCCUGCCAGCUCGUAUAUGAAGAUAGGCUGCGCUUUUCACAACCUUGUGCCACGGACAUUUGUUGCCAUGCAGAGUGGGGUGGAACUUGAUUCCGAUUUGUCAGCUGUGAUAGAAGUACUUUUGGCUGACACAGGGAGGUGUGAGCAGGUUGUCUCAAAUGUCUAUACUCAAGAAGAUCUUCAGCAAGUGGUGAGCGAGAUGUUGGACAACCAGGUAGACUAUGCUACGCAAAACUCCAUUCGGAAGAAGCUGAUUUGUCAGGAAUUGAGCUCCAAAGAUUUUCGAAAGAAUGCAUUCCUGAUUGACACUUUACUUCAACCUUUUGAGCAUGGGGUCAAUUUCUGCUUCAAGCGAACUUCCACCCUUCACGAACUUUGCGCUCUUGGGACCGAUCAUCCAAAACAUCAUGAACUUAUGCAGCAAAGCAAAGGGAAAUUUCUUCAUGCAGUGACAGGGGGACUUGGAAAAGAGCUCAUUUCAAGUUUCAUGACAAAUCUGAAUUUCAGGCUGCAUGAUUCAAUUGAAAUCGGUCUUGGAGGUGAAGUGGAUGAUUCUUUUCUACAACAGGUAUUCAAUCUGGUCAUUGUUUGCUGCACUGAUACCUGGAGGCGCUUUGUGGACGAAUUUGACCAAACACCUUUCUCACUAUUUCAAUUGAUCGGGCUUUCAGACGACAAGUUCAUCAAGGAAUGGUGUUCUUUGUGCUGCAAGUUUCAAGCUUGCACAUCCUGUGUGGACGAUACAUUCACAGCUACACUACUUUCAGCUUUCCCAGAAGAGGUCUGGCAAGGGUCAGCAGAACAAAAAGUAGCAUUGAAAGCCAAAAUUGAAUCCUUGCUUCUGGACAUUGCAGCUUGGUGUCCAAUGACAUCAGAUGCUGUAGAGGUGCGGAAUGGAAACAUACAGUGGCUGCUGUCCAGAAGAGGAAAUGUUCAGCUCAAAGGGGUGCACAGAGCCGUUGAGGAGAGCAUCCUACAAUGUCUCAUCAAUCGGCGCCAGUGGGUUGCACAUGUCUUGGAGUGUGGUGAUUUACCUUCCAAGCUAUCAGCUUCUUCCAUCAGGAAAAUGAGUGGAUCAAAAAGCAGCAACCAGUUUACGAAGUCCUUGGGGAAAACACCGAGAUCAAGGACUUCCCAAGAGACCACAGCGGAAAGGCAUGCAAGAUUGGAGCAUUCCAGGACAAGAAAGAUCCGUCAAAUUUCAGGAUGGAACGUGUUUCAGAGAGAUUCCAUCAAGGAAUGCAAGAUGGGAGCGCUUGAUCCUGCAGCCUACAGUAGAGAAGUCAAGCAGUUGAGCUCCACUUGGGCAUCCAUGUCACAAGAGGCAAGGGAGCCAUAUCUUCUGCAAGCAGCGCACGAGAACCAAUUACGUGAGAAGCUUCAAGAGACACCUCUGGUGACACAGGCUGAGAUCGCUUCAAAGACCGCUUCUUCAUCAUCGACCAAACUCCCUGAACAAGAAGUUGGCCGCAGUGGUUGCAAAAAGUUUUCUUCUCGCCGACUGGCUUUGAACGAAGAGGUGUACAAGAAUAAUGAGGUUUGGAAUUCCAAGACCCAGUUCUCUGACAGCGAUGGGGCAUUCAAGAAGAGUUUGAUCGAUCUUGCCGUGACAAAUGAGACAAUUGAGUCUGUUUUGCAGCAAUCAAUUCAUCAACCUGCAGAAAGUACCUUGAUCAACGACACUGUAGAUGUUCAAGACCAAUGCUCAGCAGACUUGUGUGAUUCCUCUCCUAUUUCCAAGACAGUCUCAACCUUGGUUCUCAGAUUUGCCGAUAUCUUGGCAGACAGAAAGCUUGCAGCUGGGGCAUUUUUGUCUUUCAGGGCAUCCUUCAUUGAUGAACCUGUUACUUGCUUUUUGGGUGUGACGCUGCAGCGGCCAAAAGUGCAAACACUUGUGUUAGCUUCACUUGACGGCAAUGAUGGUCGUAUCAAAUUCCUGGUUGACAGUUCCGGGGUUCCCAGAUUUUCCACUUCCAAGAAAGUGUUCUGCUCCUUUUGCAGCAGCUAUUCAAGAGGUGUGGAAGGACAAAAUGACACUGAGUGCCUCAACAUCAUGUUCAACGUGGACAUUUUAGACUAUGCUGUCACAUGGGAGGAUGGGCAUCAGCUGAUUGCUGUAGCCAAAGAUCUUCUUGCCAGUUCUGAGAUCACCACAAAAAGACAAAUACCAUCCAAGAGGAAAGGUCAUGGCACACUCCCUUUUGGGUUGAAGCUUCCGAGUCGCAGGAAAGGGACUGGUGCAAAGCAAAAAAAGUGCAAGGGCCAUGGUCUUGGCAUCAAGAAAGCCAACAAGAAAAAGAAGACGUUGCAUCAGUCAUCAUCAAGCGGAUCCAGCGAUGCGCAGAGUUCUCAGCAGGACCAAGGGGGUGACAUUUGCAAUGCUGAUGCCGAUGCCAAUGCUGAGAGUGAAGUGGUUGACCCAAUAUCAGCCACCAUGCUCAGUGAGGAAAGAAUCGCACUUGAGCUUCAGAAAGAAAUUGAUAAGUCAGACCAACAAAAGCAGGAGCUGACCACAAACAUUCAGCAUGGCAAUGUCCAGACAGGCAAGACAUUUUUCUCUCAAUCUCUCGGGCUUGAUUCAGCUAGCAAAGCAGUAUCUUCACGCAGCUUGUGCCUUUUUUGCAAAGCAAAGAUCCCCAAAGGGGAAGUGCGAUUUUGCUGGUACCACAACAGGCUUCGUCCAAGCGCAUGGCUUCACUCAUCUUGCGUCGUUCAAAUGAUCGAAUCAACAGGGUCUGAGGAGAUCAAGGAGGACGCAAUAUCAAAGCUCAGGGAGAUCAAGGGAAAUUCUGUUUCAUCCUCCGGUCCAAGUGAUAUCCAAAAGGCAGCAGGAAGUAUUCUCAGUAUGUUGUGCCAAGACUCGUAG